CGAUAGUUGUUUACCUUUUUCCCACAAAAAAAAUAAAACAUUUACAAAACAAAAGUAUUUGUACAAUUCGAAAUGGCUAAUGCUGUUGUUUCUUAAGCUGUAAUAAAAUGUAAGCGUGGAUCCUGUGGCAAGUAUCGCAGCAAUCUCGGCAAUCCCCCCUUUUCAAUCCGCGAGCUUGGUGCUCCCGCAUAGUUGCCAAUUGUGCCGGACGCACUAUGGAGCAGGACGAGGAGCAGUCGCCGGAACAGCCCAUGGCUAAGGAACUGGACAUGGACCAGUCCCCAGUGGAUGUGGCGCAGUCUUAUAUAACACGGGCGAAGAUGAAUCCGGCCAAAAAGGACAAUGAGAAGCGUAGACGGAAGGAUGCCAUGCGAAGGGUUUCGAUGAUAAUGAGGAAAUGUGACUCUUUGCGCUCGGCAGACGAUCGCCAGUUCCUCGAGAAGCAUCCUGACAUGGUGAAGGCCACCAAGAAGCGCAAGGAACGGGUUGAGAUCUACAAAGAGCGGGUAGUGGAGCGAGAGGAUGCGGCGCACGUAAUCGAGGCCAAGGUGGAACAGCUAGCCAACAUCAUAUCGCAGGCCAAGCACCUAGUUUGCUACACGGGAGCUGGGAUAAGCACGGCAGCCCUCAUUCCGGACUAUCGGGGUAGCCAAGGCAUCUGGACAUUGCUGCAGAAGGGCCAGGAGAUUGGCGAGCACGAUUUGUCCAGCGCAAAUCCCACCUACACGCAUAUGGCAUUGUAUGAGUUGCACCGCCGGCGAAUCCUUCAUCAUGUGGUGUCCCAAAACUGUGAUGGCCUGCACUUAAGAUCCGGCUUGCCGCGACAAUCGUUGUCGGAAAUUCACGGGAACAUGUACGUAGAGGUGUGCAAGAACUGUCGGCCAAAUGGUAUAUAUUGGCGACAGUUUGACACCACGGAGAUGACGGCCCGGUACUGCCACAAGACCCACCGCCUGUGUCACAGAUGCUCCGAGCCCUUGUACGACACCAUUGUACACUUUGGAGAGCGGGGAAAUCUAAAGUGGCCCUUGAACUGGGCUGGAGCAACCGCUAAUGCUGAACGCGCUGACGUAAUUCUCUGCCUGGGAUCAAGUCUGAAAGUGCUGAAGAAGUACACAUGGUUGUGGCAGAUGGAUCGGCCUGCUCGACAACGUGCUAAGAUUUGUGUGGUGAACUUGCAGUGGACACCAAAGGACUCGAUUGCCAGCAUAAAGAUCAACGGAAAGUGCGAUCGGGUAAUGGCCCAGUUGAUGCACCUGCUUAACAUUUCAGUGCCCGUUUACACAAAGGAAAAAGAUCCCAUUUUUGCCCAUGCCUCGCUCCUAAUGCCCGAGGAGUUGCACACUCUAACGCAACCACUGCUGAAGAAUGCCGACGAGGAAGAAGCCUUCACCACCACCACCGAAGAAACACAAGACUCGACCAUUUCCAGCGAGAGCUGCAGCUUCAACUACAGUGAUUUUCCCAUCGGAAAGGGACCUCGCAUUCGGACGCCCAUCAAGAACGGUAGACGAAUCAAGACCAACUUGGAGUUGCGCCAGAAAUUCAAAGUUGAGGAAGAAAUCACAGUAGAGCAGACCGUUGCUAAUGGGGCGAUAGCUACCGAGAAUGGAUCCAUCCUAGAGGUGGAGGAAAAAUCUAUUAAAAUAGAGACUGAAGUGAAACUGGACGAUAUUGAAAUUAAGGAGACGGUGGUGAAGCAGGAAAUGCAUCUUUUGGAGCUUCUGCCAAAAUUGGAACCUCUCACCCUAAAAGAAGAGUCGGAUGAAAUGAUACAACUGCCCAAACUAGUCGCCAUACAACAAACACAAGUGGAAGUGGAAAACAACGUCACUUCUCCAAAAGAGAUCAAAUUAGAGCCACUGCAGCUGCCACCAUUGGUACCUAUCGGAGCGCCUCUUUCUACGCCUUUUGUGGAGCCAAAGCCUGCUUUUCACAGCCUACAAAUUCAGGUCCAGAGCGAUGAUGGAUCCAGCACAGAGAACGAGAACGACGAUCAGGACGAGGAUGAUGAAAGCGAGCUGGCCCAAGUGGAUUUGCUGCGGUUGAACAAUGACGAGGAGCUCCUUCGCCAGCUACCCACUUGGCAUGAUGCUAAGUACGCGUAUUCCGGCCUGCACAGCAUACUGAUACCUCCGCCACCCGAUCUCAACAUCUGGAAUUCGCAGGUGGUGCCGAACUUUGCGAUGAACCGAUCCGCCGCAAGCUGCGAUUUCUGUUUCGAUCACUAUGCUGAGCUGGAUUGCCAGUUUUAUCGGCGGUGGAACCUCAACCAGCGAAAGCACAAGAAGCGGGCCAGGAGCGGCCGGUUUGUGGUCUGCGAAUGCUGUCCCACCUCCGACGAUGAGGAUGACUAUGACGAGAAUAUAUCGCUGGCACACAUAGCGGCUGCCGAAACAGCUAAACGGAGACAGCAACUGAGCACCAGCUUCCCGCGGAAACUGGCCCGCACUCAAGCCGGUUGGUAUGGCAAGGGAUACAAAAAGGGUCGGAAACGCCGGUAAAUCACAGCACCUCCAUCCCAUAAGUCAAAACGGCCGUGAUCCUACCCCAAACACCGAGUGGGUCGGUACUUAAAAUUAAUAUUCAAGUCCAGGCAUAGGCUUGGAAUUCAAGGAACAAAUCGACCCGCUCCAACCGAGAUUAAAUGCUCGCUUCGAUAGUAUUUUUUAGCUGUAGAAUGGAUAAGUCAUAGCAUAGACGGUAGUGCCAGCUAGAAUAGGGUAGGGAUCCGUUUUUCGGUCAUUAUUAAGAGUUUUUUAAAUUGUCACAUCCUUGUUUCCAUGUCAUUGAAUGUCCUUUUAUUCGUAAUCGUAAUUGUCCAUCAACGUUAUUUAUUAAGAGUCCCAUGUUUCUGUAGCUUAAGUUAUGUAUGAUUUGUCACAAUUUUAAUGGUAUUUUUGCAUUUUUAGUCUUGUCAUCGGUAAAUUUUUAAAGAACUUAUGUUUGUAUGUUUUUAAGCAAAUCACCAACUUAUUGGUUCAAUUUUAAAGUGUGUUUUUAAAAUCUUACUUCCGCCCUUUACACUUUAAGUCAA
Messenger RNA from Drosophila bipectinata, 3037 nucleotides. It is a transcript of the gene Sirt7, whose product is annotated as sirtuin 7. NCBI's taxonomy places the organism in Eukaryota, Metazoa, Arthropoda, Insecta, Diptera, Drosophilidae. Gene Ontology annotation, molecular function: NAD+ binding; histone H3K18 deacetylase activity, NAD-dependent. The record is from RefSeq and is a predicted model, not a curated record. Gene Ontology annotation, cellular component: chromatin; nucleus.